Molecule: messenger RNA, 483 nt
Organism: Strongylus vulgaris
Lineage: Eukaryota; Metazoa; Nematoda; Chromadorea; Rhabditida; Strongylidae
Source: the annotation of a GenBank genome assembly
GAAACACCAGUAAACUGUGAACGUUUUUUGAGAGCUGAUGGCCUACAUCUGUUCCACAUGUGCUUUGAUGCGUUCCGUAAUGAACGAGAGUUGGUUCGCAAUAUGAUGGGUUUGAUAGGAAAUAUUGCUGAGGUUGACGGUCUGCGCUCUCAGCUGAUGAACGACGAUUAUGUUAAAAUUUUCUCGGCUCUUUUGGAGCUUGUGGAGGACUCUAUCGAAAUAAGCUACAACAGUGCUGGAGUCCUCGCUCACAUGGUUAGCGACGGAGAAGAGGCGUGGAGCUGUCUAACAGUACGACGGGAACAAGUUAUGGCUAGCAUUGUUAAGGCAACCGAGUCGUGGAGGUUGGAGACGAAGCGUUUUAUCAACUAUCGCUCAUUCCGACCAAUUCUUCGUCUUUUGCCUUUAUGGCAUGCCUACGCCAGUCAGCAUUGGGCUGUUUGGGCGUUGGCCAAUUUAACGACCACUGACGGAGCCAAGUGA